Phytophthora sojae is the source of this 756-nucleotide messenger RNA. RefSeq lists its product as hypothetical. Bases 1 to 756 code for a protein of 251 amino acids. The transcript has a single exon. The record is from RefSeq and is a predicted model, not a curated record. NCBI's taxonomy places the organism in Eukaryota, Oomycota, Peronosporomycetes, Peronosporales, Peronosporaceae.
AUGCGUAUGCUGCUUGUACUGCUAUUCAUGGCGGUCACUCUGGUCGCCAUUGCGGAAGCUUCGUUGGUGACUACGGAGUCCGAGGUGGUGCAACCCAAUGCCCCAUUUGAUCGUCUGCUCACGAGUGACAGCGAAACGAAGAGAUCGCUCCGAACGGAGAAGUUUGCGGAAGAAGAAGACGACAGCGAAGAGAGGGCGAAUCUCAACUUCGUCACCAAUACUAGUAUCAAGAACUGGUUCAAGCCGAAACAGGCCUCGAAGGCAUCGUCGAAGGUUGCGCCGCUAGUCGCGUCUCCACGGGGUCAGCGGCUCCAGGCUCAGCUCGACGAGUUGGUCAGCGGUGCGAAAUCUACGGACGACAUUUUUUCGCUGUUGAAACUUGAUAAGGCAGGCGCGAAGCUGUUCGAAGGCACGAGUCUGCCAACUUAUGUCCGGUACAGUGAGCUCAUGAGCAAGAAAGCGGGGAAAAUGGACGACAUCUACGGCCUGGAGACGCUCCUGAAUCACUACGACGAAAAAGAUCUGAUGCUGCUGAUUAAUGGCGCGUUAAAGAGCAACGAUAACCCCACGAAGACCGCAGCAGAGCAAUGGCGGGUUGGACAACGCACCUACUGGCUGAACAAUCGUGAAGAUCCUCAAACGGUCUUCAAACUGCUGGGUGGGCAAGAAGAUCACCGACACCAACAGGGAGACCUGGAGAACGUACCUUGGCGAAUUCAACAAGAAAUACAUCACGAAUGCCGCGUAAGCGCAUGA